This is a messenger RNA of Rotaria sp. Silwood2, 972 nucleotides long. NCBI's taxonomy places the organism in Eukaryota, Metazoa, Rotifera, Eurotatoria, Philodinida, Philodinidae. The record is from the annotation of a GenBank genome assembly.
AUGGUGAAAAACUAUAUAAGAGAAACUGCAAAAUCAAGCUAUACUGAAGAUGAUGUACAAAAUGCUAUUGAAAAAAUUCGUACGAGAGAAUGGACAUAUGAAAAAGCUUCUAGUAUAAUAAAUAUUCCUACUGGAACGCUUGCACCUCGAAUAUCUCGAAAAUCAAAUCGACAAGUUGGUCGUCCCACAGCUUUAAAAAGAACAGAAGAAAAACGUCUAGUUGAUUUAAUCAUUACUUUGCAAGAUUAUGGAGAAUUAUCAACAAGUGAAGAUGUACUAAAGGUUAAAAAAGAAUAUUCUAUUCGUGCAGCCGUAAGAGAAUUUUCUAUUCCUUAUACAACUUUGAAUUCACACGUAAAUAAUCAAAUUUUUUAUGAUCGGGUUGGCCGACCAACAAAAUUUAGUGAAGAAGAAGAAGGUUAUUUAGAGCAAGCAGCUCUUCUUUUACAAAAUUGGGGUGUACCAUUAACAAUCGACGAAUUUAUAAAUCUUAGUAAACAAGAUGCAUCCUCUCUUAAUAAAAUGCAUUUGUUUCCGUCCGGAACACCAACAUACGAUUGGCUUUAUUCGUUUUUGAAUCGUCAUCACAAUCUUAUUUUUAAAAAAUCUUAUCCGUUAGAAAAGAAACGUGCAGCAUUGACAUGCGAGCAAGUGAAUAAUUGGUUUCAGUUGUUAAACAAAAUUCUUCAGGAAAAUAAUUUAUCAAAUAAUCCUGCUCAAAUUUUCAACUGUGAUGAAUCCGGCUUGUCCGACAGUAUCAGUUAUUCUAAAGUUAUUGUUCAUAGACAUACGCCUAAUGCUUACCGUAUCCAAGGUGGUACUGGAGGAAAAUCAUAUAUUAGUGCAAUGUUUUGCGAUUCGGCUGCUGGUGUACUUCUACCUCCAUUUGUUAUAUACAAGUCAAAACGAAUGCUUGAUGAAUGGUGUAUUGGAGGACCAGCGGAUGCUGGUUAUGAUUGUUCAAAGAAGUAA